ACCUUACCAGCAUUUGUUAUGGAAGAUGUCAUACGUGAGAGGAGCUAUGAUAACUACGUCAAAGUCAAUAAUGUUGAGCUUUGCUAGGGCACCUACCCUUCUGAACAACCUCAGAGUGAGCCAGCGGUUACACCGGCUGCCUCAAAACACCACAGCCGGGCUCCAGCGCUUCAGUAGCACCUCAGCCCAGGAGAAGCCAGCGGUGUCCAGUCCAUCUGGGGAUAAAAUACACCUCACUGAGUCAUGUGUGAAGAGACUAGGGGAGAUCAUGGAAAAGGGCGAGUACCUGAGAAUACAUGUGGAGGGAGGAGGCUGCUCCGGGUUCCAGUACAAGUUUUCUGUUGUUAACAGUAAGAAUGAAGAUGACAGAGUGUUUGAGCAGGGAGGAGUGGGCAUUAUCGUGGACCAGGACAGCCUGGAGUUUGUGAAAGGAGCCACGGUGGACUUCACCCAGGAGCUGAUCCGCUCCACCUUCCAAGUGCUCAAGAAUCCUCAAGCUGAUCACGGCUGCUCCUGUGGCAGCUCCUUCUCUGUCAAACUAUAACCCUGCUUCCCUGUUACCUGCGUUUAAUAUUACACUGAUUUACCAAUUUUUCAGGUACACAUGUACAAUAUACAAUAAGAUAUUAGAAAGAUGUAAGCAUAUUAUAUUACAACCAGUUACCAUAGGGAUGAAUCCACUCCUCUCUUACAGUGUCACCAAAAACUGGUAUAAUUUUUUUCAGUGCAAUUAUAUAUAUUAUAUAUUUGAUAUUAUUAUGUAAUAUAUAUCAAUAUAUAUAUUAUUUUUAAUAGUAAAUGUGUACCUAAUAAACUGGUAACUCAGGGUAUUAUGGUAUAUUGAACUACACUGAUAUUUUGAAUUCCCAAUUGAAACUGCUAAUAACUACAUAUUUUGUCAACAAUGAAACUGGUAGAUUAUCUUUUGCUUUUCUUUUUUUGGGGGGGGGCUGUGAAAUUACUUGAACUGAGUGAAAGGCAGAGGUAUUGAUUAAUAAUUACCGAUAGCGACAGUCUUACUGAAAGCAGAGUUCACAGUAUUCAACUGUAGUUUUUUGUGACAUCAAACAAAACUCAGAUAAUUCAGCACUUAGAUUUGCCUUUGUAUGUAAAAUGUGUAUAUAGGCCAUAUCUAUGAAAAUAAAGAGCUAUGUUAUAUUUGCUUAAUCUCAAAUAAAACUGUGUGAAUAUCA
Toxotes jaculatrix (banded archerfish) is the source of this 1193-nucleotide messenger RNA. RefSeq names its product iron-sulfur cluster assembly 2 (gene isca2). Gene Ontology annotation, cellular component: mitochondrion. Gene Ontology annotation, molecular function: 4 iron, 4 sulfur cluster binding; 2 iron, 2 sulfur cluster binding; iron ion binding. Gene Ontology annotation, biological process: iron-sulfur cluster assembly. The record is from RefSeq and is a predicted model, not a curated record. The coding region runs from base 26 to 544 and encodes 172 amino acids. NCBI's taxonomy places the organism in Eukaryota, Metazoa, Chordata, Actinopteri, Toxotidae. The transcript has 4 exons.